AUGGAAAUUGAUGACAUACCAAUUGUAAAUGACCAUGUUAGAUCUCAAGACUUUCGAAGAGGUGAUCAUAUUACUUCCGAUGGAGACGUGCGGAUUGAAUUGAGAAAAUUGGGAGAGCCUGUGACUUAUUUUGGGGAGAACAAUGCUGAUAGAAGAGAAAGGUUAUUAAAAUUACUUAGAGAAAAACCACAUACGGAUUUUGAAGUUGCUUAUAUUGAAGAGAAAGAUGCUGAUGGACAACUGGGGCUUAGAUCAGAUGAGGAUACAGAAGAAGAAGAAGAGGAAGAUUUCUAUACUCCUGGUUCAAAUGAAUUAUUAAAAGCGAGAAUAGACAUCCUACAUUUCUCUUUAGCCAGAGCUUCUGAAAGAAUACGAAAAUCAAAAGAAAAGUCAGCUAAUCAGGAUUUUAUUAAACUUCUUAAACAUAGGCGAUCGAUAAACCUGUCUCUACUGAAUUAUGAACUUUUCGGAACUCAACUGAUUCCUGAGAAUACACGAGCCCUUGCUGCAGUUAGAUUUAGCAAGGCAGAUGACUCCUACUUAGCAUGUGGAUCAUGGGAUGGUCAGAUAUUCAUUCUUCGUAGGGAGAAUUUGGCAGUUGUAGCUACGCUGGCUCCCGGUGCACAUCAAGAAAAGGCGAGUGCAAUAGAUUGGUGUGUAACAAAAAAUGUUUUAGUAAGUGGAGGAAGCGAAGGUAAUAUUAAUCUUUGGAGAAUAGAAGAAGAUGACUUGCAUUCAAACCUCAAGCCAAUAAUUUCCAUAAAAGAGGCUCAUGGUCAUAGGAUCUCCAAGUGUUUAUUUCACCCUUCUGAAAAUUUCAUUGCUUCGACUUCUUUUGACCAAACUUGGAAAUUAUGGGAUGUAAACAGACCCCAGGUGCCAUUAAUAGAACAGGAGGGUCACUCGAGAGAAGUUUUCGGUGGGUCUUUUCAUCCUGAUGGAAGCUUGUUUGCGUCUGGAGGUCUAGAUGGUAUAUGCAGAGUAUGGGAUUUGAGGUCAGGAAGAUCAAUUGCAACCUUAGAUAAACAUGUCAAGGGAAUAUAUAGCAUAGACUGGUCACAAAAUGGUCGGCACUUUGCAACCGCUAGUGGCGACUGCUCAAUCAAAGUUUGGGACAUAAGAAAAUUGGAAAGAGGGUCCGAUGAGAUAUUUUCUAUACCAUCUCAUACUAACUUGGUUAGUGAUGUGCGUUUUUUCUCUCAGCAAAGAAGUACCCCUUUAGCUAAAGAAGUAACCGAUGAGAACGAUCAAUUUCCCGAGGUAUUGGACGCGAAUGGAACAUUCCUCGUUAGCUCUUCGUACGAUGGAACUGCAAAAAUAUGGUCAGCCGACAACUGGGUGCAAGUUAAAACAUUAAAAGGUCACAGCGAUAGAGUGAUGAGCUGCGAUGUCAGUGCUGAUGGUCUGUCUAUCGUCAGUUGUGGCUGGGACAGAUCCCUCAAGCUUUGGACAUUUUUUUAG
This is a messenger RNA of Priceomyces carsonii, 1461 nucleotides long. Its product is annotated as U4/U6-U5 snRNP complex subunit. The coding region runs from base 1 to 1461 and encodes 486 amino acids. The transcript has a single exon. Gene Ontology annotation, molecular function: U4 snRNA binding; protein binding; U6 snRNA binding. The record is from RefSeq and is a predicted model, not a curated record. Gene Ontology annotation, biological process: mRNA splicing, via spliceosome. NCBI's taxonomy places the organism in Eukaryota, Fungi, Ascomycota, Pichiomycetes, Serinales, Debaryomycetaceae. Gene Ontology annotation, cellular component: U4/U6 x U5 tri-snRNP complex.